AUGAUAUUAGCGAUUUUAAUGCUCACGAGUGUCGAUGGUCCGCCGCAAUCGCAUCAGACGCUUGGCGUUCAACGCGAUCAGCGACGCGCCACCGCCGAUUCCGACGACUAUGUGAAAAUCUCGGAGCCGAUUUACGAUUAUCCGCCGAAAGCGGCCGAACCGCGACGCAUCAGUCCCACCGAGGCCGCGCAACUUCAAGAGCUCUGUCAGGAGUAUGAUUUUGGGCUCGACAUUCCGGGCGUGGCGUCGAUUCCGCCGACGCAGGUCGCGCAAUCGCCGAUGGGUGUCUUGAAUGUUCCGAUCAAUAAGGUGUUGAAUGUGCCGAUUCAACAGGCGAGUCAGGAAUCAAGGCAGCAGCAGCAGCAGCAGCAAGGAGAUGGAUUCAUUCCGGAGCCCUACAAUGUUGUGAUUGAGGAAGACAUGUUGAACAGCGAGCACGGAGGACCAUCGGCACAUAGAAAGAGUAAACCAGCGCAUUCGAUGGGCGCUGAAGCCACUAGUCGACAAGUCAAAACCAACGAUGUGUUCGACCGAAUGGAAACCGAGGAGCACGACGAUAUGACAUAUGCACCCGAGAUUCAAUCGGUCGAAAUUCCGCCGGAUCAGAUGAGCGAGACGAGCGAGAACAUCAUUGACUAUUUCGAUCGAGUCGCUGCCGAUUCGGACGCUCAACUCGCUGAACUUCAACGAGAAGCGACACUGAAGCGGCAGAGCAAUCAGAUUGAGCAAUCGAAUGAUUCGCUACUGAAGCCGAUUGGCCGGGCGCCGCAAAUUUUGCCGGCGUUUGGCAAUCGAGCGCACAGCAACUCGUCGAUUGGAUCGACGGGAAGGUCGGGAAGUGCGGUGAGCAGCGAUGGAUAUCCAUAUCGACAUCUCCGGAAGCAAUCAUCGCUUCUCUCCGUGCUCGGUGUCACUUCGAUGCAGGAGAUUCUUCUAACGAUCACUAGUUUGGACUCAUUGUCGGAAGCUAUGAAGCGUGCGGGUCUUGAAACGACUAAUCUCAUUUUUGGAAUUGACUACACCGCCAGCAACAAAUACCAAGGCGAAGAAUCGUUUGGCGGACGCAGUCUGCACACAAUCCAUCCGAACGUCAAGAAUCCCUAUCAGCAGGUCAUCAGCAUUCUUGGCCGCACGCUGGCGCCGUUCGCCGGCACCGGACACAUCGGUGUGUACGGGUUCGGCGACGCGACGACCGGCGAUUGGAGUGUGUUCAAUUUGAGCGCGCACGGCGAUUGUCGCGAUCUCGACGAGGUGCUCAGCGUCUACAACAAUGUGACGCCGAAGGUGGCGCUGAGCGGCCCGACGAAUUUCGCGCCGCUCAUCUACCAGGCGAUGGAGAUCUGCCAGAAGUCUAGAGAUUAUCAUAUCCUUGUGAUAAUCGCUGAUGGACAAGUGACGAAUGAGCGAGCCACUCGUCGAGCCAUCGUGCAAGCCUGCCAACAUCCACUAUCGAUUAUCGUUGUCGGUGUGGGCGAUGGUCCAUGGGAUAUGAUGCGAGUGUUUGAUGAGUCUCUACCAAAAAGGCCUUGGGAUAACUUCCAUUUCGUUGAAUUCCAUGAGAUUGUCAAGAAAUCGACAAGCGUCGAAGAGGGCGACGUCAAGUUGGCGGUUCAAUCGCUUCUCGAGAUCCCCGACCAAUAUCGAUGCAUUUGCGAGCUCGGCCUGCUGGAUCGAUCGAUUCCGCCGCGCGGAAGUGAGAUUCGGCGAGAGCUCAUGCACAAUCCACUUUAG
Molecule: messenger RNA, 1731 nt
Organism: Caenorhabditis bovis
Lineage: Eukaryota; Metazoa; Nematoda; Chromadorea; Rhabditida; Rhabditidae
Source: the annotation of a GenBank genome assembly